GUUGGGAAUUGUAGUUCUCUGACAGGCAAUGUUUCUGGUGUAAUGUUAUUUAAUUUGCAGGAACACUGACUGUUUUUUACGAGCACGUUAUCAAAUUAAAAAGCGCCGUCUCUCUCUGCUCCCAACCCCUAAAUUUCAUGCCAGAGAAGCGGGACCCUCAGAACUACAUUUCCCAUACUGCGCCGGGCGAGAGGCGACUGAUACGUGGCUUUCGUGAAGGAGACUCGCAGACAGAAGAAACAUGGAGCUGGAAGCAAUGACUCGAUAUACCAGCCCGGUGAACCCGGCUGUCUUCCCUCACCUCACCGUGGUCCUGCUUGCCAUCGGCAUGUUCUUCACUGCCUGGUUCUUCGUCUAUGAGGUGACCUCCACCAAGUACACGCGUGAUAUCUACAAGGAGCUGCUCAUCUCGCUGGUCGCCUCGGUCUUCAUGGGCUUCGGGGUGCUCUUCCUGCUGCUGUGGGUCGGCAUCUACAUUUGAGGAUGCUGGAGGACUCUGAGAGAAGGGACGGGGCUACACACAACAGCAACAUUCUGGCGGCGUGGACUUCAACAUUGACAUUUCUCAUUGCAGCUGUUUUUCACAGAUUCUGUACAAACUGCACUGACCUGGGAGGGGAGCCGUCCAACAAAUAAACACAAGAUUUUCUAAGGAAA
Molecule: messenger RNA, 657 nt
Organism: Acipenser ruthenus (sterlet)
Lineage: Eukaryota; Metazoa; Chordata; Actinopteri; Acipenseriformes; Acipenseridae
Product: transmembrane protein 258
Exons: 4
Coding region: 242-481 (79 amino acids)
Biological process (GO): protein N-linked glycosylation
Cellular component (GO): membrane-bounded organelle
Source: RefSeq, a predicted model, not a curated record